CUCCAUGCCCAGGGUGGGCUGUGGUCUUGAUCGUCUGAAGUAUGAAGAUGUGCUGCCGUUGAUCCAUGCUGCCUUCUAUGACUGCAGUGUAAAGGUCAACAUUGUGACUCCACCUCCAACUUUCAACGGAAUGGCAGUGCUUGGUGACAGUCAGGGACUUCGCCUUCUUCUCAACCGAGGGAAACUUCCUGCUUGCUUCAAGACAAAACCAUUCCCACGGUCUGCUGGUUUCAGUGUGUCUGGACUUACAGUGCCUGAACUUCUCAAAACUGUGGAAGUGCUCCCAGACAACACUCUUGGUGAUGCCCUUGUCUACAUUGGCACCAAUGACCUUCUUGCUUUGGCAGCGAUGGAGUCUGGACAACGAGCAGCUAUGUUGAAAAUGAGGCAGCUUCUAUGCAUUCUGAGGACAGUGUUGUCCAAGAAGUGCAAGGCAUAUGCCCGGGCUGUUGUCACCACUGUUCCUCCUCUCCCAAAGUUGCUUGCACAAAACGGAGGGAAUGAGGGACUGAACCGCCACCUGUGGACCUCCUUCAACAAAGCUCUGCUGCAGCUCAGCGCACCCAGAUUCUUCGUGCUUGAUGUGGAGCAGUUCUUCAUGAAGGAUGGGCUGGUGCAGGAGGAUCUAUUUGAAAGUUUUAUUGGCCAUGAUGCCAAGAGGCGUCCGGAUAGGAUGCACAUGAAUCCUCAAGGGAUAAAUGUCAUUGAAGAAGCUUUUGAAGACUGUUCCACCAUUUCAACCCGCUACCAGUAACAACUAGUAAUAUUUUGUAAUAGCUUGUAAAAUUUUCUCUGUUGAUGAGAAAGCAUAUUCAGCUAUUUUUUUCCUUUAUUCAACUAAAUCACUGUUUUCAGUUUUUCUGAAUUUGCAAUCCUUUGUUGGUUUCUACUGUGAUAAUAAUAAGUAUGCAUCAGGUGAGCUAGCCAAAGUAUUAUCACCAUUUAUUAUCAAGAACGGAAUUGCUCACACCUCAGUAUUUCUCGCUUGUAGUCAUGAAAUAUACUGACUCAAGUUGCUGUGAUUUCCACCUCUAAUAAUAGCAAUUGGAACUAGUCUGUGAUUUUACAAGUAUAUUUCAAUAUAAGUUGUGUAUAUAACAGUGUUGUGAAUUAACUGAUUUUACUUUUUGAUGGUUUCUACUGUGAUAAUAAGAAAGCAUCAAGUGAGCUUUGUGACCAUUUAAUAUUAAGAACGCAAUUGCUCGCACCUCAGUAUUUCUCACUUGUGCAUGUAAUGAUAAAAUAUAUAUAGUCAAGUUGCUGUGAUUUCCACCUCUAAUAAAAGCAAUUGUAACUAGUUUGUGAUUUGACAAUUUUAGUUCAAUAUAAGUUGUGUUUAUAAAAGUGUUGU
Molecule: messenger RNA, 1351 nt
Organism: Frankliniella occidentalis (western flower thrips)
Lineage: Eukaryota; Metazoa; Arthropoda; Insecta; Thysanoptera; Thripidae
Exons: 3
Coding region: 5-754 (249 amino acids)
Source: RefSeq, a predicted model, not a curated record